This is a messenger RNA of Lactuca saligna, 1424 nucleotides long. Lineage: Eukaryota; Viridiplantae; Streptophyta; Magnoliopsida; Asterales; Asteraceae. The record is from the annotation of a GenBank genome assembly.
AUGGAUUCAACAGAAAAGUUCAAGGCUAACAGCACCGGUGUAAACACUAAAAUGGAUUCCUCUGCUAUUCUCGAGGUUAUACCAAGUGAUUUGAGGUUCUUUACAGUUUCUUUACCAAGAUCUUUAGUAAGCUUAUCACUUAAGGAUAAUAGUUUGUCCACAGAAUCCUUUCCGAUGGACUUCAAUUACCUGUCCAUGUUAAAGGAAUUAUAUUUAGAUGAAAAUCCUAUAGUUUCCUUGCCCAAUUGUGUGAGAAGCCUUCCUAGGUUUGAGACACUUAGUAUGGUAAAGUGUAAUAUGCUGACAUCAGUCGAACAUCCUCCACACACACCAACUUUUAUGAAACUAUAUUUUGAUUCUAAAAGGCCUUCGCUACGAAAAGUUAUAUUUCACCCACAAAUGUCUCCACUCGAUUUCUUUAUGGACUGGAAGAUGUUAGCACCUUCUUCAUUUGAAAUUGAAGGCAUGGUUAAAACCCAACCAAUGGAAAGUGUCGAGGAAAAGGUAUUAUGUAGUUUGGGCUGGACUAAGCUAGACUCUCAUAACGAUAGGUGCCUGGUAACAUGUACAGGCUACAGAGGAAGAGAGGAAUGUGAAAUCCAGAUGUAUUAUGAAUUUGGAAUAUUCAGCACAAUUUAUGGAGGCCAAGAGAUGCCGAACUGGAUUACGGAUAGAAGAACGGGGCCAUCAAUAUCAUUUACCAUACCAUCAUCCCCUAACAAGCUCACUGGAUUGAAUUUCUGCUUUGUGCAGAUGCCUCUAUUUGUCUCUGAGUCCUUUUAUCUACCCUUGAUCAAAAUUAGUAAUAUAACAAAAAAUCUCACCUGGAUAUACCAACAUUACCUUGACGUAGUCUAUCUCGGUGGAAAGUGUUUGACGUUGUUAAGCCAUUGGAUGUUUGGGUCGAAUGAAAUGGAAUGUAGUGACCACGUUACUAUUACUAUUACCCAAAGGAAGGUUCCAGAUGGUGAUGCAGUUACAAAGGAGUGUGGGGUGAGUUUUGUGUAUGAUGAUGGAGAAGAAGAAGAAGAUGUGUUGGGUUAUUACAAGUCAUGGAAUCACAUCAUUGGUGGAGAUCUCACUGGAUUUCAGUCAACAACAGGAGAAUACAUCCUAAAGAAAAGUCGAAUUCUGCGGCCUUACGUUGAUACGUAUCUACUAAAUUCUGGCAAUCUUAGUGAAGAGGGAGCCCGCUUAAUUAAAGAUAAGCGAGUCUACUUCAAAGCUUUGUCUCAAAGGAAGUCUGGAGUAGUGGAGGAUGGCCCUUAAGGAAUGGCACCCAUCUAAUGUUUGUUCAAAAUUACUGUCCCCAACGACAUAAACUUCUUUGGAAAUUGGUAAUAAGAGCAUUAAUGUAUUGUUGCAGCUGAGAACAUCAAUCUAGUUAUGUUUAUUGUGACAUUAAUCAUUAAUGUAUUGUUGGG